This is a messenger RNA of Thunnus maccoyii (southern bluefin tuna), 4636 nucleotides long. Its product is annotated as piggyBac transposable element-derived protein 4-like. The record is from RefSeq and is a predicted model, not a curated record. The coding region runs from base 131 to 2347 and encodes 738 amino acids. The transcript is spliced from 2 exons. NCBI's taxonomy places the organism in Eukaryota, Metazoa, Chordata, Actinopteri, Scombriformes, Scombridae.
CGUAAAAGGAAUUUUUUUUUUCAUUGAGUUGAGGGGUGCGUGAGGAGAAAGUGAUAACUCACGGGGUUAGGACACACGUCGCUGAAACUGUCUUCCCAGGAAAAAUUUUACAUCUCAUCGGACUGCGGAAAUGCGUCUUUCAGAGUCUGAGGAUGAAUCGGAACAACUGCAAUCAGAUUUAGACUCUGAGAGUGAAUACAGCAAUUGUAGUCUGGAUGAGGACUACAUUCCGAAGGGGUUUUCCCGAGAAUCAAAUCAGAAAGACUUCACCACUGAGGACAGUUCAGAUGAGGAGUGUGACAGAACCCCCACGAAGAGAAGAGCAUCCAGGAAGCGUUGCCGCUCAGUUUCUGCUUCUUCGGCAUCAUCACCCUUGAAAUCCCCAUCUAAGAAGUGUGAACGGAGACCCCUCAGAAAGCAGAUCCAACGUGCAUCUACACCCAAAAAAAACUCCUCUCCUCACGCUGGUCGUACGGUAUCCACUCCACGCAGGAGAGGUGAAAGUGGAAAGAGCAAGCGCAAACAAGCACGAAGCUAUGUCAGGAGAGAGGAAGAGGAUGGAGCAGAUGAGGAUUGGUGGCGUAACCUAGAUGAGGAAGAUGUGGAGCCUCCUCAACCGCGCUUCAGACCUGAGAGGGACGUAGGGCCACAGCUGAACAGAACUGCAAAUUACACACCGCUCGAACUGUUCCAGUUGUUCUUCUCUACGACAGUAAUUGAUACAUUGGUAAUAAACACCAAUAUCUAUGGGAAAAAGAAAUGUGAAGGCCAAAGGGAAAGCUGGGUUCCUGUCACAACAGCAGAUAUGUACUCCUUCAUCUGCCUUGUCCUCUACAUGGGUAUCGUACCGCUAAAAACUCUGAAAGAGUUCUGGAGAGGAUCUAAGCUGUUCUGCCUGCCGUUCCCCGGAUCUGUCAUGCCCUGCAGACGCUUUCUCGCCAUCUCCCGCAGUCUACACAUGAAUGAUCCCGCAGUUGAAGCGGCUAAUGACCAGAAGAAAGGGACAUCAGGGUAUGACAGACUUUGCAAAAUAAAGCCGCUCUACGAACAGAUUUUGGAGGCCUGCCAUACAUUCUUUCACCCCCACCAGCAUAUCUCCAUUGAUGAAAGGAUGGUGGCGAGUAAAGCGAGGAUCGGGCUCAAGCAGUAUAUUAGAAACAAGCCUACAAAAUGGGGUUUUAAGCUUUUUGUUUUAGCGGACUCUGUGUGUGCCUACACCCUGAACUUUUUUGUGUACGCAGGAAAGGAAGGUGAGCCCACGGGGAAGGGGCUAAGCUAUGACGCUGUCAUGAGACUGCUGAAGAUCCCCUUUCUAGGCAAAGGAUACAAGCUCUAUGUGGACAACUUUUACACCAGUCCGACUCUAUUCCGUGACCUCCUUCAGAAAAAAAUCUGGGCAUGCGGCACCGUUCGUUGUAACGUAUCCGGUUAUCCCAAAACAAAACGGAACGACAUGUCCGAGAAAACACCAAGAGGAACCAUCCGGUGGAUCAGAAAAGGAGAGUUGCUGUUUGUUAAAUGGUUAGACACCCGGGAAGUAACAAUGUGUUCAACCAUUCACAAAGCAUAUAGCAAUGACAUGGUCAAGCGCAAAGUGAAAGAUGCAGAUGGACAGUGGACAGUAAAUAAAGUGCCUAUUCCAGGUUGCGUCAGAGAUUACAACCAGCACAUGGGGGGUGUCGACUUGUCAGAUGCGCUCAUUGGCUACUACAAUGUCCUUCAUAAAACUCGGAAAUGGUACAAAACUCUGUUUUAUCAUUUUGUGGACAUAGCCACUGUGAAUGCCUUCAUCCUCCAUAAAGAAAUGUGCAAACUGCAGAAUCGGCCUGUAAUAACACAGAAAAACUUCAGGGAGCAACUGAUUUUGUCCCUGGCUGAGAUCGGGUCCACUCCACGCCGGUCAGCUCCUCAAAACUUUAUGAUGCCUGCCUCUCCGUUCAAACUGCCACAUCCCUCCCCAUCGAAAGACCUUUCAGCCCGCCCGACACCUUCCUCCCUGUCCACAGUGCCGCCUGCCUCCCCGUCCACCGUGUCACCCCUCUCACCUCCUGUCCCGUCCAACGUACCUCCUGCUUCUUCUUCCACGUUACCUCCUGCUUCUCCAUCCACUGAGGUGCAAACUGCUACAGCCGCAGAUGUCCCUGGUUUAGGUCACCUACCAGCUUACUUUGUAGAAAAAAUGAGAAAUGUGGCCUCCAGAAAUCGAGCCACAGCCGGCAGAAGGGCAUGCGUGGUCUGCAAAAGAAAGUCGCCGGUCUAUUGCAGCACUUGCCAGAAAACACUUUGUUUCACUACUUUAAGGAACUGCUACAGUGAGUGGCAUAGAAGCAAUAGCAUCUGUGUCUAAGUAACUGGACUUCUUUGCUUAUAGUUUGUAUAAAGGGCAUUUGACAGGUAAAAGGAACAAAUGUGCUCAGGCAUCUUUGCUAAAUGUGUGCCUUUGAUCACAACUAGUGAACAAAUGUCCAACUUUCUUUUGGUUCCUUUGCCAAAUUACUAACCCCUAGAUACCUAUGUUGUUAGCUCAUAAGGUUGUGCUUAACAAACCUGUUCAAAUUGUCUCCAAGUAGUAUUACAUAUCUUGAGAUAAUAGAUGUAGAACAGAUAACCUUAAAAAUCUUAAGUGAACUAGAAGAGGAUCUCCAUAAAUAGAUGAAUCUAUGCAUUAUCAUAAUCGGCAGAAUUAACUGUAAUACUCAGUAUAUUGUCAAGCUUCAGUAUGUCUCCUGGUCAUAGCCCGUUACAAUACCUCAAAGUGUCUCUAAAACCCUUCAUAAAAAACAUUAGGAAUUUAUAUGGAAUUGUAAACUCUCUUACAAACUGGGAAGCGACCAUGUUACUGCCUUGUGUAAUUUCAGGGAGAGCCUAGCUGCACCUUUGUUCUAGCGACUCAAGGGGUGGAGUUGCAGAUGCAGCUCAUGGGAGUCACAAUGUUGGUGGUCUUUGACUAACCAGCUUGAAAAAGUUUUACAUGGCAGAGUGACCUCCUGGCCUUAAAUUGGACUACAUGCUCUUAAGGAGAAGGUCCAUAUUUUAUCCUUAAGCUAUAUCAACCAGGACUGUUUAAAAUGCUUUAAUACAUUUAAUCACAAUAAGGUAUUAUGGAAACGGAAAUCUUGGACUGAAAACUGGACUAUCAUCUAAAACACCCUGGAGAAGUGAUCUCAGACCCAGUGACUCUGAAUAAUAGGAUUCUGAAGAUUUAACAUCAUAAGUGGAUAUAUAUCUACUGUAUCAACAUCUACCUGAAAGACUACUGUGAAGAUAUAUACCUCAUGUCUUUUGUUAUCUGUGACUAAGAUGUUCUCUCAUAACAUCCCUGGAACCUGAGAUUACUUAACCAGUGCUCACUGGUGUUGCUUCAUGAAGGAAGUGCAUAUAGAUUUAUUUCAAUGUACUCUUGAUGAAUGAAUGCAGAUUGUAUACUGUAACUCAAAGAAGACAUGGGAAUCACACUUGAAUAUAAAGAUUGAUGUAGAAGACAGUUUUUUUUAAAAGGUACCAUCAAGUAUAUUUACAUGUACUACACUAUGUUGAGUGGGUUUCAUCUUGGUUUGAAUGAAACUUCUUUGUUUACAUGAUUAUGUCAUCAUCCAGGUUUCUGAUCAUCUCUGUUGGCACAGGCCUUUUGUUUUUGUUUUUUUUUGCAUGUCAGCCACUCUUUGACAUUUCUGUCUUCUGACUUUCCUCAACAGUUGAGGAUGAACUUGUUUUAGUUUCUGGUUGCAUUUAAACAUGCUCAUUUGGAUUUGGCUUCUUCAGUUUGACUCUGACUAUAACACAACUCAGGUUUAGGAUGCACCAGCAUACAUGACAGACUGGAAGGAACCUGUAUAAGGUGUAUGCCAUAAUAUCCCAGUUUCUGUUGGUGUUUUUCAUAAAAGUCCCUAUUCUGGUUUUGAAACUGGAAUAAAGAUUUCUAAAACCAGGAUGUUUACAUGAGCAAACAGCAUACUUGAAAAAAAACAACACUAUUGUGCCUUUAAACCUGCUCAUUACUGGUACUGUAGAUAUAGACUGAUUUAUUCAGUCAUCAACUCUGCCUCACUCCACAGAAAUGACAGAAAUACUGUUAAUGCAAACUUGAAUUAUCAGACUUAUUUUAGAUGUAGUGUAUAAGAAAGCUCCCUCUUCCAUUGUUACCUAUCUCUGCAUCAAACUCAACAUCUGUGACAAGCUGACUGAUACGACAGGAAGUGUUUAACCACAGGACCCGUAUCUUUGCCUUUUAGGAAUUUUGACAACUGUUGAUGCCUAUUUAAGGAAUUCUCUCUGUUUACAAAAAUACCAAACUGUACCAUUAUAUAGUGCAAAAUAAAAAAUGCAGUGACCUCAAUGUUUAAUACUUAUGUCCUUAUAGCUAAAUGGGUCUUGAAAUGAAAAGUUGUGCUCCACUUGAAAAGAUAACUUGUGUUCUCAGAAAUUGGUGCAACUAUUUCUUAGCAAGCUGCAGUCCUAUUUACUGUAUAUGGAAACGUUGCCAAAAUAAGUUUCACAACUGCUAUGGACCUCAAUACCUCUGGUUAACCUUGAUACAUCUCUAAUUAAUCCAGACUUUUUUCACUCUGCCUCUUCUAUGACUUUUUAUAUGUGCGAUGGGGAAGAGAUUAGGAACUGUGCUCUUGUGCUUGCUCUG